Molecule: messenger RNA, 1613 nt
Organism: Anguilla anguilla (European eel)
Lineage: Eukaryota; Metazoa; Chordata; Actinopteri; Anguilliformes; Anguillidae
Gene: igsf5b
Product: immunoglobulin superfamily, member 5b
Exons: 9
Coding region: 1-1239 (412 amino acids)
Biological process (GO): cell-cell adhesion
Source: RefSeq, a predicted model, not a curated record
AUGGUAAUCUUCAUCCUCAACUUCCUGGCUGUUUUACUGCUCGCAUCCAGAGGGUUGGGCCAGGUCCAGCUCAGUCCUCCAAGCUUGGCCGUACUGCACGGCGCCCAAGCGAGGUUCAACUGCAGCACGGCCGCGCCCUGGGUGGUCAUGAGCUGGUUCCUCAACGACAGGGUGGUGAUAACCGUUUCGGCAAAACACGGCACCCUCUCCAACAGCGUCAGCUUUACCGUCACAAACCGCACGACCGCCCGCUCCACGGCGUGGGAGCUCGUGAUCUGGAACGUGACGCGCAACCACACCGGUGACGUCACCUGUGACUUCCAGAACUCACCAGCUAAGAUGUGUAAUUGGAGGACAAUUCAUGCGCAGCUGGAGCAGACAGACCAGCUAAUCAUCCAGAAGAGGACAGACUACAGGCAGCCAAUGAUCCAGAAGAGGACAGACUACAGGCAGCCAAUGAUCCAGAAGAGGACAGACUACAGGCAGCCAAUGAUCCAGAAGAGGACAGACCACAGGCAGCCAAUCAUCCAGAAGAGGUCAUUUCUCCAGGGCCAAUUAUGUGGACCCCCCAUGGAGCUGCUCACAGUCAUGGCCGGGACCGUGGUCAUCGAUGGCGGAAACGUCACCGGGCGGAAGGGCGGGCGCGUGCGCUUUCGGUGCCAGGCCUCCGGCUGGUACCCCGCGCCGACGGUAACCUGGGCGUUAGCGGUGAACCAGGAAGUGAACAACUACACCACCAGCCAUGCCGCCGCGCCCGACGGCCUGUUCCUGUCCACCAGCACCCUGGACGUCCUCGCCGUGGUGGACACGUGGGUGCAGUGCCAGGCCUCCGUGCCCGCCCUCCCCGCGCCCAAAACCCACCGCGUCUUCCUCACCGUCGGUCCUGGGGGAGACGACCAGACGGUGCUGAUAGCGGUUGUGGUGUCCGUGCUGACCAUCCCGCUGCUCGUGCUACUCAUCAUCGCCCUCAUCUGCUGCUGCGUAAAUGAAAGAAAGUCCAGACGCACUGAAGACACGAGGGGUAACGGACGGCGUGGUGAGGUGGCCACGGACCGGGCGGGGCAGGGACAGAACAACCUGGGAUAUUCCUGGAAUGAGAACACAGGCGUCGCCCCGAGUGAACUCCGCAGCGACCGAGGCCCGCCGAUCUCCGUCGGCGCUCACCAGGCACCUGACAGCAGUGGGCAGGGUGUAUACCCCGGCGAUUUCAAGACAAUCCGGCACGCCACGACCGUCUGACCCAGCCAAACGCCAAGUCCUGACAACAAACGUGUACGACAGUAAACUGCUGAAGAGGUCUCUUACCGGACGCCCACACUCGGCUGAGUUUAACCCAAUUAGAAGACGAUUUUCACCCCGAAUCUGCUGUUUCCCCACUUUCCCUUUGACAGCAAAAUUUGUAAUGACUGAGGGAGGCUUUAUCUUAAGCACACCAGAGCCCUUAACGCUCUAUAAAUGAGAUUCUCGUUGACUUAAAAAAAAAACGUUCAGUCCAAUUUUCACAAUUUUUUUUAAUCAGCAGAAUUAGGAAGACAAUCACUUGAACAGUACAUUAGCUCUGUUCAUCUAUCCGCCUCCAUAAUGCAUUCAUAAUAAAAGGUCUUGUUAUUCCA